Messenger RNA from Chara braunii, 2257 nucleotides. The record is from the annotation of a GenBank genome assembly. Lineage: Eukaryota; Viridiplantae; Streptophyta; Charophyceae; Charales; Characeae.
UGGUGCGUUGAACGAUUGGCGACCUAGGGUCGUGUGGGCGCACUAGGAAGGCUAUGUGGCAACCUAGGGGUGCAUGCAAGAUGAUGACAGUUUGUUGACAUGGCAAUUUAAGCCGAAGUGGAACUGCAUUGCAUUGUGGGUUGUGCCGAGGCGUCGACCGCUUAUUAUAAAUGCACGUGAGGUUGCUGGUGAGAAAUUUGUGGUUGGGGGCAGCAUUAUGAGUGCAUCGAAGCCCUCCGAGGUUCAUGCAGUGCUUAAAUUCAUGGAUGAGAUGUCUACGAUGGAAGCCUUGCAUGCCAUUUCCCGUUGGAAAGCGACAAGGAGAGACGUUCCAAAGACCGCGUUCCGAUCGCAAUUCGGCCACUACGAGUUCACGGUGAUGUCAUUCGGCCUCACCAACGCACCCGCUACCUUCCAGAGGGCGAUGAGCGACAUCUUCAGGGACACCCUGGAGCAGUACGUUCUCGUCUACCUUGACGAUAUCCUGGUCUAUAGUCGUACCCUUGAGGAGCACCUCAGACACCUCCGCGGAGUCCUUGACCGCUUGCGCAGACAUGGCUUCUACGCCAAGCUAAGCAAGUGCCGCUUUGCCCAGCACAAAGUGGAUUUCUUAGGACACUACGUGUCUGACCAGGGUCUCCACAUGGACGACGUGAAGAUCACUGCUAUUGCGGAGUGGCCCGCUCCCACAUCCGCCAAGCAGCUUCGCAGCUUCCUAGGCCURACCAGCUACUAUACACUGGAGAUGGAUGUCGACUUCCUGAAGGAUGACGUGCAGUUGCAGCAGACCACAGCACAACAGUUGGAACAACGGAUCUGUACUGCAGCCAACACCUCGAGUCCGGAACCUCGCGAGACAGCUACAAAGUUUGACGGGUGGAAGAUCUUUUGCGACUCGAUCAAGACAAAUCCGAUCCCAUGGUUUUGCAAGUUCGAGCUCACGCUGCAGCUACACAACGUCAAAGAACACAAGCACCAUGCAUACUUGUACUCUCGCUCAGGGGGCGAGUGCCAGGCUUGGUUGGACAAUCUCUUGUCCAAGUACGGAGUGGUAGCUGCCAACUUGCACACCAAGAUCAGUUGGGAUGAUCUGAAGGCGGCGUGGCACAAGCGGUUCCAAGUCGAGUCGCCAGAGAUCAAGGCUAUGGACAAGCUCAUGGUCUUCGAACAAGGCGCGUUGCCGAGUACCGACUGGAUCACCGAGUACCAACGCUUGACGUCAGUCCCAGACAUCCAAAUGGGCUUCAAAGCCAUCCACCACUAUUUCAUCUCAAGGUCCUGUCCGACAUUAAGUAAUGCCCUGACUCACGUCGAGGACACGUUGACGACGACGGAGGAACUUUUUGACAAGGCCACGCAGAUCAUCAUUACGAACAAGGAGGCUAAGAACCUGCGUUCGUCUGUGGCAGGCCCGAGAAGGGACCAGCACCGGCCAAGAGUGGCCGUGGUCGUGGCGGCAACGCCGUUUGACCAAACUAGCGAGGCCGUGUCUGCCCAUGAAGGAGACAGACUCGCAGCCGCCCGGGAAGCUCCGUUCACAGACCCCGUGAACGGUGAACGGGGGUACGGCACUGUCUACGAUUGUGUAUCGACUACCGCAAGCUCAACGCGCAAACCGUCCAGAAUGCGGGGUCUCUCCCCCGCAUCGAUCCGGUCGAAUGAUCGCUAUAAAUCCGCGUUCAAGAUGCAGUACGGACAUUUUGAGUGGGUGGUCAUGCCUUUUGGCCUCACCAACGCCCCAAUGACCUUUCAAGCGACAAUGACCAACGAGUUCCGUGCAAUGUUGGACCGGUUUGUGCUGGUCUACGUAGACGAUAUUCUCGUCUAUAGCCGGACAUUGGAGGAUCAUCUUGGGCAUCUUCGACGAGUGUUGGAGACGCUUUGCCGCGCCAAGUACAAGGCCAACCGCGACAAGUGCGAAUUUGUUCGGCAAGAGCUGAAAUACUUGGGCCAUUUUGUCACACAGGAGGGCAUCAGUCCGCUAUCGGACAAGAUUCAAGCCAUCCAAGAGUGGCCGGAGCCUCGGAACGUCAUGGAUGUCCGUUCGUUCCUUGGCCUUGCCGGCUACUACCAGCGUUUUAUCAAAGGCUAUUCGAAGAUCUCGGCCCACUUGACCAAGCUUCAAUGCGAGGAUUGGCCGUUUGACUUCGGAGAGGAGGCGCGAUAAUCAUUUUUGGCUCUCAAAGCCGCGUCAUUAUCUGCGGAGGUCUUGCGCAUAUACGACCCACUUUUGCCAACGCGUGUCACUACGGAUGCG